AUGUCCAAGUACGGCUGCCCAACCUCCGACACCGAUCCGAACUCGGUGACCGUUAUCACCAAGCGCGGACCGGUCAACAAGACGCUCAAGUCGACUGCGCAGCUGAAUGCUGCUCAGCGUGCUGGAAUCGAGAUUUCGACGGAGAAGAAGAAUAUGUCCGGCGGAAACCGUCAGCACACGUCCAACAAGAACACUCUCCGGUAAGAGAUUCCGAUUGGUUUCCCACUUGGAAAACUUGUGUGUCUUUUCAGGCUUGACGAAGAGACCGAGGAGCUGCAUCACGAGAAAGUCACCCUGUCCCUUGGUAAGGUGAUGCAGCAAGCGAGAGGAACCAAGGGAUGGACUCAGAAGGACCUCUCCACGGUAUGAGAGCGCUUUUCAAGCUUGUCGUCUUACCAAUUGGACGUUUUAUUUCAGGCAAUCAACGAGAAGCCGCAAGUAGUUUCUGAGUACGAAAGCGGCAAAGCGGUGCCGAACCAGCAGAUCCUGGCUAAGAUGGAACGAGCGCUGGGUGUCAAAUUGCGCGGAAAGGACAUCGGAAAGCCGAUCGGAGCGAAGCCGGCAGCUGCCGUCAAGAAGUGA
Messenger RNA from Caenorhabditis sp. 36 PRJEB53466, 582 nucleotides. The record is from the annotation of a GenBank genome assembly. Lineage: Eukaryota; Metazoa; Nematoda; Chromadorea; Rhabditida; Rhabditidae.